Onychomys torridus (southern grasshopper mouse) is the source of this 3851-nucleotide messenger RNA. It is a transcript of the gene Il13ra1, whose product is annotated as interleukin 13 receptor subunit alpha 1. The record is from RefSeq and is a predicted model, not a curated record. Gene Ontology annotation, cellular component: external side of plasma membrane; membrane. Lineage: Eukaryota; Metazoa; Chordata; Mammalia; Rodentia; Cricetidae. The coding region runs from base 246 to 1517 and encodes 423 amino acids. The transcript is spliced from 11 exons. Gene Ontology annotation, molecular function: cytokine receptor activity; protein binding. Gene Ontology annotation, biological process: cytokine-mediated signaling pathway.
GUGGCGCGGAUCGAGGCCAGGUGUCACUCGGUGGGAGCCCGGGAGCCGCGUGCCCCGCCCCGUCCACCGCCCGCGCCCUGGCGCCCCCGCGCGCUCGAAUUACCUGCGGCCGUGGGCGGGGCCGCCCUUCCCGUCUGCGCCGGCUCUGGCCUCCAGCGCGCCUCGGCCGGGAAGUGGGAGCGAGAAGCGAGGAGGCGGAGACUGCGGCGGCUCCAGCCCGGCCGCGCUCCGAGCGGAGGGGCUGCAUGGCGCGGCCGGCGCGGCUGUGUGGGCUGUGGGCGCUGCUGCUGUGUGCCGCCGCGAGCCCAGGAGCCGCGGCUACAGAAUCUCAGCCACCUGUGACAAAUUUGAGUGUCUAUGUUGAAAACCUCUGCACAAUCAUAUGGACGUGGAGUCCUCCUGAGGGAGCCAACCCCAAUUGUAGUCUCAGAUAUCUUAGUCAUUUUGAUGACAAACAAGAUAAGAAAAUUGCUCCUGAAACUCAUCGUUCUAAGGAAGUACCACUAAAUGAAAAGAUCUGUCUGCAAGUGGCAUCCCAAUGCAGUGCCAACGAGAGUGAGAAGCCUAGUGCUUUGACAACAAAGUGCAUCUCACCCCCUGCAGGUGAUCCUGAGUCUGCCGCUACUGAGCUCCAGUGCAUUUGGCACAACCUAAGCUAUAUGAAGUGUUCCUGGCUCCCUGGAAAGAAUGCAAGCCCUGACACAAACUAUACUCUUUACUACUGGUACAAGAGCCUGGGGAAAAUUCUUCAGUGUGAAAACAUCUAUAGAGAAGGUCAAUGCAUUGGCUGUUCCUUUAAACUGACUAAAGUAGAUUCCAAUUUUGAACAGCACAGCAUUCAAAUAAUGGUCAAGGAUAAUGCUGGGAAAAUUAGGCCAUCCUUCAAAAUAGUGUCUUUAACUUCCUAUGUGAAACCUGGUCCUCCACAUAUUAAACAUCUUUUCUUAAAAAAUGAUGCCUUAUUCGUGCAGUGGAAGAAUCCACAGAAUUUUAGUAGCAGAUGCUUGUCUUCUGAAGUAGAAGUCAAUAGCAGUCAGACUGAACUCCAGUCUCCUUUUUCCGUUGAAGAAGACAAAUGCCAGAAUUCAGGAUCUGAAAGAAACAUGGAGGGUACAAGUUGUUUCAUACUCCCUGGUGUUCUUCCUGAUGCUGUCUACACAGUCAGAGUAAGAAUCAAAACAAACAAGUUGUGCUUUGAUGACAACCACCUGUGGAGCACCUGGAGCGAAGCACUGAGUGUAGGUAAGGAGCCGAACUCCACAUUCUACAUAACCAUGCUACUCAUCAUUCCAGUCAUUGUUGCAGGGGCAAUCACUGUCCUUCUUCUUUACCUGAAAAGGCUCAAGAUCAUUAUAUUUCCUCCAAUUCCUGAUCCUGGCAAGAUUUUUAAAGAAAUGUUUGGAGACCAGAAUGAUGAUACCCUGCACUGGAAGAAAUAUGACAUCCAUGAGAAGCAAUCCAAAGAAGAAACGGAUUCUGUAGUGCUGAUAGAAAACCUGAAGAAAGUGUCUCAGUGAUGGGGAUAAUUGAUUUCUUUUUUCUUUCAAUGUGACCCUGUGCAGAUGCAUUGCAUUCUCCAUUUGUUAUCCGAGGACUUGUUAAAUAGAAACGGAAACUACUAGACCCUUGAAAAACAGUCAGCUCUUGAGAGCCAUAGGUUUUGAUGCCAGUCUUGCACUGACAAAUCCAAAUAGAUGGAGCUCUUCAAGAAGAAAACGGAGUCCUUCUUGUCCUUGUUGAAUCUUAAAAGCAGACAUCCUUUGCCAAGUCUCCAAACUAGAGGACAAAGAAAAGGGGCAAUGACCAUGGAUUCAUCUUAUUAAGAGUUGUGACAGCUUCCUAAGGAAUCUCUGCUUGCUCUGUAUUCUUUGUGUGGAAUAACAUCAAGAAAUUUUACUUGUGAGGAACCUCAUUUGGGGUGUGUACACUAAUGCUGAACUUGAUUCCCAGAGAACAGUUAGCAAACAAACCUGAUACAAUCUGCUGCCUAUUGUUUGGGAACUGCUGAGUAAUGUUUGUGGCUAUUAAAAUGCACUAUCAUUAUCCACUUCAAUAGCGUUUUCCUCUGCUUUGAAAUUCCCAGAAAUCAUCUUGGCAAUGGUGAUGACAUGUACAAAAAAAGCAGGGGCAACUUCUCCACCAAGGCUGUCUUAUGUCAUUGCAGGGUUUUUUAGGAUAGUGGAGGCAGAAUGACCUAGUAUUAGAGUUGGAAUCAAGAAAUCUAAAAGAUGUUUGCUCCCCUUAAUUUCUGCUACUCAAAUCAAGUAUUGACUAUGUAUCUAACUUGUACUACACCUUCAAGUAUGAGGGAUGGGACCCCACUCCUGGGUUUACAUAAAUUUGGGACUCCAUAUUUCUUAGUACUUUCUUUAUCUCCAGACUUUUGAACUUCCUGUCUCCUGUUCUUAUUCCCUGCUAUGCCUACUCCCCCAUCCUCUUUCAUGUAGCCUUUUGACUUGCAGUGGAACUCAGGAUACAGGGAAUAAUUUGCAUCUCAGGUAAAAGAUGAGUAUUCUAAACAACAAUGACUAAUUCAUACAGAUUUUGCCACUUCCCUGUGAGCCUGCAAUUAUUUGAGGUUUUUGAGCAAUUGGUGUUUCUUUGUGUGUUCUCUAAUAGAGAUAAUGUCUUUUCUUCGCUUAGAAAUUAGGCUCUAUUUGCUCAAGGGGAAAAAAAAAAGAUUUGUGUCUGUUUUUCUUUGUUUGCAAAAUAGGACUUAGGGUGGCUAUUUUCCAUGCUGUAAAUGGUUCUGUCCAUUCUGUGUUUUAUUGAGAGGGAGCCAAGUGGGACUCCAACUAUGUACUCAAUUUUUGCAUAUGUUAGGUUUCCAUUUUGUCCCAUUUCCACAAUAUAUGCAUAUGUAUAUUCCCCCCUAUUCUGACUACUUCCUGCAAAUUUAAAACAUUGAGAGGUACCCUACUUCUCUUUCUCAUACCUACAGAUCACUGAAGAACUGUAUAUAACAAAUUUUUCAGGCAUUUACCAGUUCAUAUUAAUAAAAUGAUGCUACUUGCAUCUCUUGUUUUUAAGCAGGUUGGGAACCUUGCUUCUGUGGUCGUAGUGGUAGUGGAGGAGCACUGUGCCCUGUCAUUUCAGGACAUGGGGGUCCAUGGUGUGAUUGAUGCACAGGUGUCUCCUCCUGGUGCUUUCAUUUGGUUGUCAGAUUGCAGCUGGGCUCCGGGCAUCCUAGGUGUUCAGUUUCCUCUACUAGUCACUUGAAAGAAUACUUGGCUUUUUGUAGAAGAGGGAAAUCACUCCUACCCAGGUUUUCACAAAUCUGGGAAGGAAAGCACCUAAAUGCAUUGCACAGGGCCACUUUUACUGCUGGCCUAUUUGAUGGUGAUGAAGAGGAUGCCUUGAAAUGCCUGGAGACCACCAUUAUGAGAGUUACGCAGCAUGGGAACAAGAACAUCAUAUUUUACUUCCAUUCUCCUCUUUCAGCAGUGCAAGAGCAGAGGGGAAAGAGGAUAGUACAUUAUAGGAAUUCCUUUGUUUUAAUGGACAAAAGUAAUCUCCAGGACUUAGGAACUCUUAAAGACAUCAGUACAUUGCUUAUCGGAAACUUGUAGGUUCGUAUAUUAUUUUGACUAAGGUAUAUGGAUUGCUUUCACCUACACAUAUAAGUAAACCCAGUGUGAGGAGGACCAUCCCUUUUCUUUCAUUCAGAUAACCUUUUUUCUGAAUCUGGGUGUUGAAGGGAUACAUGAAAUAAUGUUAAUGUUUUUAAUAAUGUCUGCUACUAGGAGUCUUUCUGUUUAACUUCUUAUAAGAAAGUAAAAUAAAUAUUGUCUUUUUGUAUGUCACCUAAAUGCUUUCUUUUGAUCUUAUUUUUGGGAAAGUAUUGUGGGGAG